Messenger RNA from Puma concolor (puma), 1701 nucleotides. The record is from RefSeq and is a predicted model, not a curated record. NCBI's taxonomy places the organism in Eukaryota, Metazoa, Chordata, Mammalia, Carnivora, Felidae.
AUGGCGGGGCCGCAGUCCCUGGCGCUGCAGCUGGAACAAUUGUUGAACCCGCGCCCGCGCGAGGCGGAUCCUGAGGCCGACCCGGAGGAGGCCACUGCUGCCAGAGUGAUUGACAGGUUUGAUGAAGGGGAAGAUGGGGAAGGUGAUUUUCUGGCAGUGGGUAGCAUUAGAAAAUUGGCAUCAGCCUCCCUCUUGGACACGGACAAAAGGUAUUCUGGCAAGGCUACCUCUAGAAAAGCUUGGAAGGAAGACCCCUGGGAGCAGACACUGCCAGGUUCAUCUGACAAGGAAAUAAUAUCUGAUGAGGAUGAGUCUGGAGAUGGAGGUUCAGAGGGGCUGGGUCUGGAGGGAUCUGAUGAGGAUGCCAUGAGUGCUGCUGAGGAAGAGGAGUGUGGUGAUGACAAGGACAGUAGUCUGGCCUGGAAGAAGAGGAUCAAAAGCUGCUCUGAGAGCACACCGGGUUUUAGUGUCCAGAGCAUCAGUGACUUUGAAAAAUUCACCAAGGGAAUGGAUGACCUUGGUAGCAGCGAGGAGGAGGAAGACGAAGAGGAGGAGAGUGGUAUGGAAGAAGGGGACGGGGAGGAAGACUCCACAAAUGAGAGAGAGGAAGACAGGGCUGAAGGCAGGAAUAGUGAAGAUGACGGAGUAGUGAUGACCUUCUCCAGUGUCAGAGUUUCCGAGGAAGUGGAGAAAGGAAGAGCUGUGAAGAACCAGAUAGCUCUGUGGGACCAGCUCUUGGAAGGAAGGAUCAAGCUUCAAAAAGCUCUGUUGACUACCAAUCAGCUUCCUCAACCAGAUGUUUUCCCUAUUUUCAGGGACAAAGGUGGCCCAGAAUUUGCCAGCGCCCUAAAAAAUAGUCACAAGGCCCUUAAAGCAUUGUUGAGGUCAUUGGUAGAUCUUCAGGAAGAGUUACUUUUCCAGUACCCAGACACUAGAUAUCUAGUAGAUGGGACAAAGCCCAACGCCGGUGAGGAAGAGAUUUCCAGUGAAGAUGAAGAGCUGGUAGAAGAGAAGAAGCAGAGAAAGGCCCCACCAAAGAGGAAGCUAGAAAUGGAGGACUAUCCCAGCUUCAUGGCUAAGCGUUUUGCCGACUUCACAGUCUAUAGGAACCGCACACUUCAGAAAUGGCAUGAUAAAACCAAGCUGGCUUCUGGAAAACUGGGGAAGGGUUUUGGUGCCUUUGAACGCUCAAUCUUGACUCAGAUCGAUCAUAUUCUGAUGGACAAAGAAAGAUUACUUCGAAGGACACAGACCAAGCGCUCCAUCUACCGAGUUCUUGGCAAACCUGAACCAUCAGCGCAGCCUGUCCCGGAGAGUUUGCCAGGACAACCGGAGAUCCUUCCUCAAGCCCCUGCCAAUGCCCACCUGAAGGACUUGGAUGGAGAAAUCUUUGAUGAUGAUGACUUUUACCACCAGCUCCUUCGAGAACUCAUAGAACGAAAGACCAGCUCCUUGGAUCCCAAUGAUCAAGUGGCCAUGGGAAGGCAGUGGCUUGCGAUCCAGAAAUUGCGAAGCAAAAUCCACAAGAAAGUAGAUAGGAAAGCCAGCAAAGGAAGGAAACUUCGGUUUCACGUCCUUAGCAAGCUACUAAGCUUCAUGGCACCUAUUGACCAAACUACAAUGAAUGAUGAUGCCAGGACAGAGUUGUAUCGAUCUCUUUUUGGGCAGCUCCGCCCUCCUGACGAAGGCCAGAGGGACUGA